UUGAUUUUUGAGAGCCGUAGUGAACGCGUGCGUGGUAAACGUUGUACGGAUAACGAAACGAAAACAGAAACGGAAAUUGAAUAGAAAAACAAACAAAUAUUUGUUUUGUUGAUUAACAGUGAACGAAUCAAAAAUAAAAAUAACGAAUUUUCAAAUAGUUCAUUUAAUUUGAAAAAUAUUUUAGAAAAAGUGUGAAUUAUUUCGAAAAGAAGCACCAAUAAUUUCUAUUAACAAAUUCUAAAUAGAAAAAUUAAACAUUAACGUUCAUUGACAGCACCAUAACCGUUAUAUGUUGAAUGCAUUUUUAUUAAAAUUUCAAAUAUAACCAAGACACGGUUUAAUACCACCAGCAACGUGACCAACCUCUCAAAAAAAAUUCGUAAAGCCAUUCUCUACAAACCCCAAGAUGAGUUAUUUGAGUUCAAUAGAAAUAUCUCGUGUCGAUAUGUCACCGGCCGACGAAACAUCUUAUGUCUCGGGACCCUGUAAAAAGGCCUCCUACACACUGGUGGCUUUAAAAUUCCUCGAAUUGUGUCUCAUCAUAUGCUGCAUAGGUCUGAUCGAUGAACCGGCCACACAUUCCAACAUACGUACUUUCAUCACUCCCCGCGUAAUUGGUUUAUGUUAUGUGACCUUUGGCUGUCUUUUAAUUUACUCUGCCAUUUACUUAAUAAUGGCCCUAUUCGGCGACAUGACGCCAUGGAGAACAUCAGUGCUGUGGUCUUUGGUGGCAUUUGUGCUGUUUGUGGCCACAACUUCACUUUUGUUCCGUGACUGGUCAGCAACAAAAGACUUAAAUUACUGGCAUCCGAAUAUGACUCGCCUGGAUUUAGUAUUGGCUGCAGCGUCUGUGUCAUUGGUCACCGCACUCAUUUUCCUUAUGGACAUUUUAAUUACUCUACGCUUUGGCAUGACCGGAGAUUUAGAAUGAAAUUGAAAGGGUACAUCACCUGUUUGUUGUUUGCAUGACACACUUCUCUCACCUGUUCCAAUCGAAAAGAGCAGAUAUAGUAACAGUUUUGUUGCGUAUUAAAGUGUUAUAUACAUUCUGUUCUAUUUAUCUAUAUAU
Musca domestica (house fly) is the source of this 1069-nucleotide messenger RNA. RefSeq lists its product as uncharacterized. Lineage: Eukaryota; Metazoa; Arthropoda; Insecta; Diptera; Muscidae. The transcript has 5 exons. The record is from RefSeq and is a predicted model, not a curated record. Gene Ontology annotation, biological process: septate junction assembly. Bases 407 to 931 code for a protein of 174 amino acids.